Molecule: messenger RNA, 237 nt
Organism: Colletotrichum graminicola M1.001
Lineage: Eukaryota; Fungi; Ascomycota; Sordariomycetes; Glomerellales; Glomerellaceae
Exons: 4
Coding region: 1-237 (78 amino acids)
Biological process (GO): chromosome segregation; mitotic cell cycle; kinetochore assembly
Cellular component (GO): kinetochore; nucleoplasm
Molecular function (GO): protein heterodimerization activity
Source: RefSeq, a predicted model, not a curated record
AUGGCGCCCGGUCAAAAGGCAUACCCGCGCGGUACCGUAAAAAAGAUCAUCAAAGCCCAUUCCAACUGUAACUUGAGCAAAAAUGUCGACGUUAUGAUCUACCUUGACUAUGUUCUAUUCAUGCAGACACUUGUGAAGGAAGCAGCUAUUGAGUCCAAGAAGUCUGGGGAGAGAGGCAUCACUGCACGCAGUGUGAAGAAGGUGACCUCGGAUACUCUGACCAAGUUCAGGGGCUGA